Molecule: messenger RNA, 834 nt
Organism: Saccostrea cuccullata (small rock oyster)
Lineage: Eukaryota; Metazoa; Mollusca; Bivalvia; Ostreida; Ostreidae
Product: basement membrane-specific heparan sulfate proteoglycan core protein-like
Exons: 5
Source: RefSeq, a predicted model, not a curated record
AUGAGACGAGACCAGAGGUGAAUGUGCAGGUCAGAGUGGUGGUUGUCGUUGCAGUGGCCGGAACCACUGCUGAGUUGGAAUGUUAUGUGGAUGGAGUACAGGCACAGCUGGUGUGGUCCCGACAAGGUGGCCUCCCCCCGGGCUCCACCCAGAGAGGCGGAACCCUCAUCAUCCCCAACAUCCAGCAGUCAGGGGCCGGACCGUAUCUCUGUACCGCCAUCACACCCGCUGGGGAUAGAGGCACUGUCACUGCAUCCAUCACAGUCAGGGACGAAAAUUUACCUGUGAGGCCAACAGCAGAAGUAAAUAUACCAGAAAAUAGGCUGACUGUAGACCAGGGGAGCACGGCAACCAUCAGGUGUGAGGUCACUGGGACACCACAACCUACAAUCACGUGGAGCAAGAGUCGGGAGGAACUGACCAGCAGACACAGGGUAUCUGGAGGAACCCUAAGGAUUGUGGGAGCCCAGGUGGAGGAUCGCGGAGUUUACCUCUGUGUGGCCGAGAACACAGCUGGGUCAGACCAAGCCUGGGUCAUCGUAGAAGUCAUGCCCCGAGCCAAACCAUCAAUAACACUGUAUCCACAGAAUACGUCCACCAUUACUAUAGGAGGGAGUGCCAUGUUUGUGUGUCGAGCCUCGGGAGAACCUACACCAACAGUCACAUGGACAAGGGCUGGUGGGGAAGCCUUUGAGAGUAGAACAACAGAACUCAAACAGGAGGGCACAUUGCUGAUGUUCUCCAGGGUGACUGGGAGGGAACAGGGCAGUUAUAUCUGUACAGCCACCAACUCUAUGGGAUCAGUUAGUGCUUCUGCAACCCUUCUCAUUGCAG